GCUCAGUUGUUACCAGACGAAAGGGAAGCAACCGAAAGAAGGGGUUUUGCUGACAUCCGCCUACCCCAUAUUAAGAUGGGUACUUUGCCAAUAAAAUUCAGAAAUGAAGACAUGCAAAGAUUCCUAUCAAAAGUUGGGCAACUUGUUGUUCAUAUCGAGACAGCUGGUCCAAAUAGCACACUACGACAAGGCUCUGGAAAUAUUUUAACACAGAUGCCAACAAUACAUGAAAGGUCAGGCAGACAGUACGGAGUCGUCCACGUGAAGAUAACCAGCAACAUGAUUCAAUCAACAGUCGAGGAACAAAACUGUACACUAACUGUCUUCCACAAGGGUAGAAGAUGUGCAAUGCUGAAACCUCGAGAAAUCUUAAGAUGCAAUGAACCAGAAGAUCUUAUGAUUACUCUAGUCUGUGAGACGGAGGAUAUCAGCCUCGUAGAUUUGAUACGGGAAACGAAGAAUUCUUUAUCGAUGAUGGCGAGGCAAUUGCCAGAAGAAAUGAAAGAGUCUUUGACGCAUCAGUUCUGUAUUCUGGUCCAAUCCAAUGGACGGGAAAUUGUCUUGAGUGUUGAAAAAUGUAAGCAGGCGGACUACGGGAUAAAGGUCGUUACCAACAAUGGACGACCAGAAGCUAAUAUCAUGAAGAUUGGACAAAGCUGCGAUGGUAGGUACACCAUUUUUAAAAAAAAUACUUGUAUGUAACUCGGUUAAACACGUGUUUUCCUAUAAUUAGGUUUUUUGUCUUUUUUUUUUGAAGGAAUUGAUCCACAAUGAACACAUAUUUAACUCGAUACCUUAAAUCUAUCUGAUCACCAUAACAUAUUAAAGCAUUUAUUAUCCAAACUAUUUGAAACAUUCAGAAGAUGUAUUAACUGCUUAAAUAAGCCUGUAAAAUGUUUCAAUUUGAUGAAAUUUAGCGCUGAUAGCUGGCCAGUGCAUCAGGAAAGCCCUGCUGUACACGCCUGCACUUUGUCCUGGCUCAUGCGGGUCCCCUAUUUUAAAGCUGAGGAAAACUCCAGAGGGCUUUUCUCUUGACAUAUGGACACAUUUUGGUCUAGAUCGGAAACUGGACCUAGGAAUCUCCACAUUCAAAGGUGUAUUAAUUACGGCUAAACAUUUAAAGACAUUUAUUAUAUAAGCCUUUGUAUAAUUAUAUAUAUAUAUAUAUAUAUAUUAAUAAGGUGUCAAAACUUAAAAUAAUUUUGCAUACCUGACUUUUAUCUUAUCGCCUAUCUUACACAAGUCAUUCAGCAUGUAGCCUGUAAGAGGGAUAUUUAACAAACAGACAAGAUCCAAUUUGAGAAAACUUGUUCAAAAUCAGUUGUCCUCGAAAUGUUAAACAGCAUUCGGCCAACACAUAUUUAUAUUGAUUAAAUUGUGAAAUCUAUGUAUUAGUCUAUCACUCAUUACUAAUGCAUCAUGCAGUGCAUACCUUCAAGGAUUUGCCUAUUCCCUUAACGACAUGGCCCGCCUUACCUGGCGAUCAGAUGGGGCAUUAUUCUAAAGUUGUUACCAUCAAAGUGGCACAUCCUGUCAUGAGAAGUAUGGAACAACGUUUGCUUACACUACAGAAUGUGCCCCAGUUGCCCUACAUCGCCAAUGAACUAGCUAAGGGUGGAUUUUUCUUUAUGGGUAUGUUUAUAUAUUUUUUUAAUUUAAUUUAAUAACUCGCUAAACAAACGGAAUAGUCUCCACACACAAAAAUUCAACAUUAACAAUGAUAAUUAUUUUAGAUUAUUUGUUACACGUUAAAAAGGUCCAAGAAAUUGCAUUUGUUUCUCACUCUGUUUUUAAUAAUUUAGUGUGACCCUAGAUCGCUAGAAAAGGAUGAAAAAAUAAACCACAUAUUUAUGUAUAAUGUCCUUUGAUGAAACAAUACAUAUUAUAUGUCAACCGAUUGUAUAGUGUAUUAAUAAAUGUGCCUAAGGUCAGUUUGUGUUGUAUUCACUCGAACAUUGCAUUUGUCACCAUUAAAUGAACACUCGCUUUAUGCAAGGAAACGAUAAGAAUAAACAUGCUAUUGUUUUUAUUCAUUUUAUUUUGAUUGAAGUUACUGAUACAUGUAAUGUCAGCUACUGAAAAACUUUUUCAAAUAAAAAAUAUAGCUUCCACAUAACAUAUAUCAUUAAUAUUUAGCUAUUGAAGUGCUUUCCUCGUGAUUAUUUUAUUGAAAUUUUAGCUACUGAAACUCCGCCAUAAUUUUUUGAAAUACAAUUGUAGCUUCUGAAACAAACAAAAUAUAUAAUUUUAGCUAUGGAGUCGUCCAUUCAUUAUGUCAACAAAAACUGGGGGGGGGGGGGGGUGGGAAAAUUUUUGACAGUUGUUGACAAAGGGGAGGGGUGUUAGAUUAAUUGACUUCACUAAACACGUUUUCUCAAUUAAUGAAAUUUUGUAUCUUAAAAAUGAUUACACUACUAUUACACUACAUUAAAAAAUUUAAUGAGUGUUAAUUAAAACAAUCAUAUAAUUUUUAGUUGAAUAAAUUUUGUAUGUUCUUUAUCAAGCCUAAGAUGCAAUAAAAUGUUUUCCUUACAAUUGUAUCUAAUUUAAAUGGAUCAACACAAAGUAAAAUAUACGUAUAAAUUUAUUUAUAAUAUAAUUAAUUUUUGUUGGCCGGGGGGGUGAGGUUGGGGGGGGGUUUACAUCACCCUAUAGAAACACCUACCACAUUGAUAUUUAUGUACAGAAACGCUUAUGACUUCAGCAUACAGCCAUCGAAACACAACAUUCGUAUUUGGCCAAUAGAACGAUAAAUAAACAGGUUUAAAAUUUAAUUUGUUAAACACACAUCUGUCACACGUACAGGUAUGGACAAGCGUAUGACAUGCUAUGAAUGUGGCUACACGCUGAGGACCGCCACCAAACGCCCGAGUCCGUUUGUUCUCCAUUGCAGAGAUCAACCCGAAUGUCAGGCAGCCGUGCAAUGUAAACCCCAUGCUAAAAUUGACAUAAAAUUCAGCGCCUGUUUUUAAACGGGAAUGUUGUAUUAUUGAUGACGCAUUUUCAUCAUUUUUAGAAGUCAAAUGUUUAAAACUUUGAGAGAUUUAAAACGUAACUAUGAUAAUAAUAUAUGUCAAGGGAGAGUAUAAAGCACAAGAAAGAUCAUGCUUGCCUUGUUUCUUUUAGAAAUAUUCUUCAUCGGAGUGUCUGUAAAAAUGUAAAACAAAACUAUAAUGUCAAAUUGAUAUAUCGUUCUGAUAAAAGGAUUGUGCUUAUUGCAUAUGGAGUGUGCAUUCUUUUGUGAUAUAAUAAGGUUACUAUGAUUCCUUAGAGUGACUUUGUUUACUUUUCCGAAUCUAUAAGAUAUCGAACAUCUACUCCUGUGUUGUGUCUGCCGACAGAGACGCAUUUCAAGCCUUGCAUACCCAUGUCUUCAUUUAAAGAUGUGUGACGUCUGUUCUUACAACCAAAGAAAAUGUCCCGCGUGUGACACGGCUAUAACUCAUCGGUUCACUGUUUAUGCAAUUGUGAGUAAAAUUUAGUUGAUAAUCUUUUGUAAAAAAUUAUAUAUAUAUACAUAUGUGUGUUUUGCUUUUUUAAGUUGAUUGAAAGACGUGUUUAUUUAACUGUUACUCACUGCCUUCCACAGUGAGAAAUACUCUCUUAUUUUUAGUUAUUUAUUUGCUCGUUCUGAGCAAUGCCAACAAAGGACGAUCACACAGGGAAAUACAAUAGCAAAAAUACGACUCUCAAAACGGUACUAAUCAGAAUUAAUAAGAUUUAUUUCAGUAUAAAUAUAAUUACAAAACAAGAGAAAUACAAUUACAAUCAUCAACUUACAGAUAAUGGGCUGUUAGUACAUAGGGAUGUUAGAAUACGCAUUAAGUACAAUGUUCCAAUUAAUAAGGUACAAUAAUUGAAUGCUAAUAAACGCAUAUGAGUACACCCAGAGUAGUACACUUGUCUCGUGAAGUGAAAAAUAUCUAUCAAUCCAUCUCCUCCCGUCUUUCAAUUCCCCGGCUUUAUGUAUGGGUAUCGCCUGUUUCUAAGAAGAUUUGGGGGCAGAAUAUACAUUGUAGUCGUGACUCGAAUCUUCUACAAAUUUCCAAAAUUUACGACAAUUUUGUGCCAUAUUCGAGACAAGACAAACAGGCGAUAGAUUGUUUGGUGGUAAAAAAAAAGAUCAAAAGAAAUAGACCACGCUCAAUACGAACGCAGUCUAAUUUGGGAGUCAAACAGAGUUGAAAUCACGGGGAAAGUGUGCCGUAAACACGUUCUACAUAACAUAACAUUGAAUCAAUAUUGGAAUUUUUCAUAUUUUUGUCGAUAAAUUGCAUUAGCGAAUGUUCAAGUGGGUUAUUAAACUGGGCAUCCAAUGUAACAUGAAACAUCUGUGCCUUGUUUCAGCUUAUAAACGAAAAUAUUCCAUCCACUCCAGUGCACUAAAGUUCACUUCAUACCCCUUCGAAAAUACACUUAAAACCUUCCCAGCAUGCUCCAAUGGCAUAACUAAUGACCGCUGCCCCGAAAUAACACGAGUCUCCUAUUGACCUGGAAGUCAACUGGCAUUUAAGUAGGGAUAUUAUCCCACAAACUUGCAAUUAAAGAAUACAUCCGUGAAUAUAUUGUCUAAAGACAUGUCGUAUAUUGAAAGUUUGUCCAAACCACAUGUAGAAAAAUCUUUCAUGGUCCAAUAUCAGGAAAAUGUCGAACACUGUUGUCAUUAAUUUUUCAUUUGUAUACCUCAAAAAAAAAACCCACUAUAUUUUGUGUCAUUUAAUUAAAGUGUAUGUCCUCAAGGAUUUUAUGUGUGUCUUUCCUUUGACAGAGCAACAUUCUGUGAGGCGUGACAGAAGUGAAAUUGCCAAGCGAUUGGAGGAAAAAACAACAACAACAUCAACACACAAACAGAAAACUUCACCCGUUACUCCAAUUAAUAGAAAAUAUUUCGCAAAUGGUGCUUCGAUGAUUUUGUAGAGACCAGAUGGCGACAAGUGUUGCUCUUAAAUUUGGAGCAAAUGUAUAGAGAAAAUAUGGAUGCAUCAUGGUCUUAAUUGAUCGUUGAUGAGGAUCACCACCAUUUGGCCAGAAGAUAUCAGCUGUUUCCUCGGUCUGAACAAAUUUAUCAGCUGUUUCCUCGGUCUGAACAAAAUGAACUCAUCGUUAGAGUAACGUUCAGCAAACAGUCGCAUGUUUAAUUAUUGUUUAUCAUUUAUAAUCAUCGUCACCACUUGCCUUUAAGUCAUCAAAUUUUGAAUUUUUGUGUCCUCGUUGGUAAAAGAUUGAUAGUUCUGAGGCAACUUCAAAUUGUACUGUACCAAUGUUGAAACAAAUAUAUCGUUGCGAUACGGGUAAGUCACUGCGUUUAGCCAGUAAAGAUAUCGUGUAAUGAUAUUAAUAUUUAGCCACACACGUUUAUACGACGUGAUGGUCUGCCCUAUAUUGUAAAAUACACUAUAUCAUUUUUUUCCAUUAUAAUAUAUCUUUCAUCCAGGGCAAUUUUAAGAAUCAUUUUCGUUAUGAUAUGUUCAUUUUAUUUUAGAAAAGAUUUUGAGUCCUGCGUGCUCUCUAUUGUGUUCUUAAUUACCUUAAUUGGUGGCUGUCCUCCCCAUGCUACAUUUAUGACAUCACACUUUCUCUUAAACGCACAUCAGCUUGCAACAUCGGACGUAAAGGAGGCAGCAAUUUUGUUUAUAAAACAGUAUUCUAUGAUAUUAUGUCAGUUGGGUUUAAAAGCUACUCAAUGUGUCGCCCUUGUUACUGUCCUUUAAAAUAGUUUGUGUAUGUUUUAUAUACUAAAUAAUGAGCCUUUAAGUGUAAUUAUUAGAUGUAUAUCUGUCAGUUGUUACGAGAUUUUGAAAGGUUAGCUACGUCCCUUGGCGUGUUAAAUUUGUCUUUUUCUAAGAAAAUAAUUACGCUUAGCAAAUUGGUUUUUAAUAUGUUUCAUUGCCCUUAAAAUUAAAUUUAUUAUAAUUUUGUUUUUAAAAUUAACCAUGUCUGGCAACACCUUUUUUCUUACCGUUGGUUAUACACCCGGAAAAAUUGGAUACCAAGCUGCAAGAUGUUUUGGAAGAUUGUAUAAAUAUAAGUUUAAUUCUUUUUUUGUCCAAUAAUCAUGUCUUCUCUUUGACAAUAAAUUGAGUUUUCAACAAAAAUUCCAAGAAUCUUAUUACUUUUAAAAAAUAUUUCCUUCUAUGGUUAUGCAAUCACAU
Messenger RNA from Lymnaea stagnalis (great pond snail), 6152 nucleotides. NCBI's taxonomy places the organism in Eukaryota, Metazoa, Mollusca, Gastropoda, Lymnaeidae. The record is from the annotation of a GenBank genome assembly.